AACAUGGUCGGAAUGAGCUACCUGAGGAUAUGUUUGGCCCUGCUCGCCUUUGGCUGCAUUACCGUGAUUGAUGGGGAGGAGGCGGUCGUGGGACAAGGCGAGGAAGGAACGGGUGUAACGUCAUCAGUCGGUCAGCAAUCGAUCGAGCCCAUUUCGUCGUCUUCAUCGGAUGCAGUGGCUGUUGGUGCACAAGGCGGCGAUAAGAAGAACGCGAAGCGCCAUCUUUCGUUCGGGUUUGGCCAUGGGUACGGUGGAGGCGUUGGAUUUUCUGCCGGUGCAGGAUACGGAUCGAGCGUUGGCGUAGGCUAUGGUUCGGGCCUCGGAGUGGGUUAUGGAUCGGGUAUCGGGUAUGAUGGAUACGGUACCGGGUACGGAGGCUAUGGGUACGGUGCAGGUUAUGGUGGUAGAUUCCGCGGUUAUGGAAGUUACGGUAGUUACGGCGCAAGCUAUGGUGCCGGUUACGGAGGUUACGGAGCGGAUGGGUUCCACGGAUUCCAUGCACACUACUCGAAACCGAUCGUAACUGCCACCAUCAAGGAACACAUCCCGAUCGCCAUUCCGAAACCGUAUCCAGUGUUUGUGAAGAAAACCGUCCCAGUGCCGGUACCGAUCCACAAGCCCGUCCCGUAUCCGGUGAUAGUGAGAAAGACGGUUCCGGUACCGAUCGUUGUAUCGCACCCGGUGCCGGUACCAAUCACGAAGCACGUCCCCGUCCCGGUCCCGCAGCCUUAUCCGGUGUCCGUUCCGCAUCCCGUUCCGGUGAAGGUACCGACCCCGGUGGUCGUAACCAAGCCCGUGGUCGCUUACUCACCGCUCGUAAGCUCGCCAGCCAUCGUCAGCACACCGAUCGUGAGUACACCGAUCGUCAGCACGCCAAUCGUCAGCACACCGAUCGUUACCAGUGCCGGACACAUUUCCGUCAGCGAUCAUGGCUUACAUCAGACGCACCACUCGCACAGCCAUUAUGCGACGGGCAGUGGUGCGUACAAAGCGUACACUUCCGGCACGGCGGGUCUUUACGCGGGCGGUACUGGGCAGCACUACGGUUCCACCGGCCAUUUCGGAGGACAUCACUACGGCAGCCUAGGAUCGUCCGGUGCUCACUACGGUGGAGUGGGACAUUAUGGUGCGCACUAUGGAGCCGGCGCUGGUCACUAUUCGGGCCAUCUAAGCGCUGGAGUCCUGUGCGAUCACUAG
This is a messenger RNA of Anopheles marshallii, 1197 nucleotides long. RefSeq names its product chorion protein S38-like. The record is from RefSeq and is a predicted model, not a curated record. Lineage: Eukaryota; Metazoa; Arthropoda; Insecta; Diptera; Culicidae. Bases 4 to 1197 code for a protein of 397 amino acids. The transcript has 2 exons.